UUUGGAGCCACUGUAGUGUACUUUUUGCGGAAUUCGAUCUCCUUAUUGUCGCAGAUAAGAAUGGCAGCAACAACGACAAUUUUGUUGCGGCAGAGGCCUGCUAUUUUAUGUGUCGCAGCUCAGAAUCUUUUUAGGAAUAACCACAGAACACUGGCUUCGAAGAAACUACAGACAGUUGGUAAACUAGAAACUCCAAAGCAGCACGGAAAAUAUAUUACAGGACAAUUAUUUUUGCAUAGAAUUUUUGGCUAUCGAGGCAUCCUACUUUUCCCUUGGUUAGCCAGACUGUAUGACAGAGAUAUAUCUGGAAACAAACAAGAAAGCAGGCCUACUGAGAAGAUAGAUGGAAUGCCUUUAGAUACAAACAAAGAAGUGAAGGGAAAAACACAUGUCUACUACCAAGUUCUGAUUGAUUCAAGAGAUUGCCCAUUCAUCAGGGCACAAACAGAAGCAGUCACCUUUCUUGGAAACCAAGAUAACAACAGAUCUCUGUAUGCAAUACCAGGUUUGGACUAUGUAGCUCAUGAAGAUGUCUUACCAUAUUCAUCAUCUGGUGAAGCAAGUCCCAUCAGUCAUGAACUCUUUGAUAAAUUCUUAGAAUUUAAUCCUGGCCAAGAUCCCCACUUCACCCCUAAAGACACCCUGCGUGCAUGGCAGGAGAAGAACCAUCCCUGGUUGGAGUUAUCAGAUGUGCAUAGAGAGACUACUGAUGGCAUACGAGUUACUGUCAUACCAUUCUAUAUGGGUGCUAGGGUUUCACAAGAUUCAAGUGUUUACUGGUGGAGGUACUGUAUCAGACUUGAGAAUCUUGGAGAUGAGACAGUACAGCUGAGAGAAAGACACUGGAGAAUAUUUAGUCUGUCAGGAACAUUAGAGACGGUCAGAGGGAGAGGAGUAGUUGGACAGGAACCCAUAUUAUCAAAGGAGCAGCCAGCCUUUCAGUAUAGCAGUCAUGUUUCAUUGCAGGCACCGAGUGGACACAUGUGGGGGACAUUCCGCAUGGAGAAGAGCGAUGGUCAGACCUUUGACUGCAGAAUCCCUCCUUUCACAUUAGAAAGUAAACAAGAUGAUCACUCCAGUCCACAUAGCUUCUUCUGGUGAAAGGCAUCUCAAGGACAGGAUGAAGGUCACUUUCCUGAGUUCACCUACCAAUGCUCUGUCAGUCAAUACUAUUCUCCAUGUCACUGAAAGAGACAAUGGAUAUCUACAAAUGUCCAACAAAACGCAUAUAGAAGGAUUUUUUCCAUUCAAAAUUUGAUAAGGCCCCGGUCUGAAUGUAAUUCAUCCAAGUGGUCAGUGCUUCAUCAAUUGUAGUAAUGAAAGCCUAGGGUAACAUAGUAACACUGUCAUCAGUGGUAAUAAACAUGCAAGAUCUUUAGUGGGUGUUUCAUAAAGCUUUACAAAUGACUUAAAUAGCAAACAGCAGGAAUAUCAAAUGACACAUUUGAUGGAAAUAAUAGCUUUCGUAUUCGACAUUUUAACAAGUUAGGACUGUAAUUGUAAAAAAUGUAGCUCACUUAGAAAAAAUCCAUGUGAAAAUAGAAGUGAAUCUGCAAUUUAUUUAGGUGGCGUGAUUUAAAAUCAUGCAAAAUUCAAGCAUUUUGAAUGUUCAGCUUUAUGAAACAACACACCUUUAACUUGUUAAGCUGUCCAGUUCAGUUAAUUUCAAUGGGGGUACUCUUGAUAGCAGAGUUUCCACUAACACAUUAUGUUUUGUCAAUUAUUUUAGAGAAGAAACAUGUCAAAUAUUCUCUUUUGCUUUCUGAUGUCUACUUGUUUAGUACAGUUUUGAUCCUGAUAAUUUUGCUAUAAAUUAUAUAUUAGACACACUAAUGGUGUUAACUUUCUUUUUUACAUUGUUUGUAAUGGUUGGCCAAAUUAAACCCAUUGGCCCGUAUUGUGAAGUCAGGCUCAAAUCAAACUCGGGUCUAAAGUUGCUAUUUAACUAUGGAUAGCCAAUUGUGACAUAAAUCUCAUACAGUAGAAGUUCAGUUUACUAGCUCAUUUGAGUCUCAAAUCAUUCUUAACUGUCUGUGGAGGAUAGAUAGAUAUCUGUCUUCACCAUUUAAGUGUUAGAAAAGAGCACAGUAAACAUUAGAAGCAUACAAUGUAAACAAUAUUUUUAAAUUGUUGGCUUCCCAUAAGUUUAGUCCAGGGUUAGACCAUGGUCUAAGUUAAACCUGACUUCAGAGUACGGGCCAUUGACUACUGGAUUCUGCUAUCCCCAUAGGCUUUACACUUACACAGAGACCUCCGUUUUUCAAUUAUGUAACAGGUUUACCUGUUGAGUAAUAAAUUUCUGCAAUCCUCAUAGGCUUUGUACACAGACCACCGUUUUUUUUUUAAUUAGGUAACGGCUUUAACCUGUUAACUACUUAAUUCUGCAAUCCCCCUAGGUUUUGUACAGGGGCCACCUUUUCUAGUAGGAAAUAGGUUAAUUAUUUAGACAUGAAUAAUGUCAACAGCAGGUAGUAUAGUAUAUUUAAUGCAGUGGGUGUAAGCUGCCUUAUCAGUUAUGCUUGAAUUACUUCAUUUUUUUUUAAAUUCUAGUCCAGCCUGUUAUAACAGUCCUAUUAUAGGCUCUGAAAAUUUUCAUUUCCAUUUUCAAGAGCUCAAAAUAAAUUGGGAGUCAGUGUUUAAAGUGUCUUCCAUUGGUAGCAUGUCAUAUACAUAUUUAUAGCAGAUUGAUUUUCUUUUUGAUAUGAUGAUGAGAAUGGAUGCUUAAGUUUAUUUUGUUUGUUUACAGUGAAAUUCAUUUUACCCCUAUGGCCUAUGUAUUUUCUUUGGUUCUAAUAAGCCUGAAUUUAAUAAUGCAAAAGAAGAAAUAUUGAUAUAUUUAUUACAUCUUAAUAUUUAUAAAGAACGGUUGGAAUACUUAGCAUGUUAUGUGUGUCUUCAUGCACAGUGCUGUAAACCAUGCAUGCUUCUCGCUUUUAAAGAAAUAGACUUUGAUCAAAGUGCAUAACACAUGUAAUUGGUAAAUUACCUGAAAUAAUCUUUUCCUGUGAGUUCCUGCUCAGGUCAGAAGGGUCAUUUUACAAAGAAGCAAUGACAUAUUGGCCAAAGUGUGAGCCCUCAACUAUCGUUUUGUUCUUGGAUUUGUUUUAAAAAAGUUAUUUUUAAGUGCUAACAUCAGUGCCCAUACUAUGUAAUUAUCUCAUUGAUUAAUAUGCAAUAGAGUGCAUCAAAUCUGACCAAUGAGGAGAGACAAUAAACCACAUGAAGCUGGGAAUUUAAGAGUGAUUUUUAGUCAGACUUCAAAGCUUUGUGAAACAACACACUAGUAGAGUGUGGUUUAUUUGUUAAAUGAGUUGGACAAUUUUAGUAAAAAUAUGAGCUGCAUGACCCUACAUGCAAUCGAGGCAUGUUUAUGUUAAGCAAAGGUUAAGCUAUUUGGUUAAAACUGAUUAUGACUUACAUCAUCAAGUUGAUUAAUGUUUAGUUGUCAGUCACAUUUAUAAAAUAUAGGCUGAUUUAGUGGUCAAACUUAAGAUGCAAGUAUGACUGAACAAAAUUAACAAUAUGGAUUUUAAUUCAUGUAUACUGAUAUAUUCUAGAUGAAAAUGUCUCACAAUAAGGUGUAUGUGACCUACCACCCCAAAACUGUCACUCAAAAUGAAUUAUGAGAUUUUUAUUGUGCUUGAUAAGGUACAUUCUAAGCUUUAUAGUUUGUCAAAUUUGAUCAAAUUAAGUAAGAGCUUAAAGAAAUAAGGGAAACAAGUUUUAAAGUUCACUCAAGCAUGAGAUGUGCACACUGUGCCGAUCGUAGUGAAACUUCCAGGUAGUCUGAAAAAAUAAUGGUCAAUGAAACUGUUUAUCUCCCCUUAACUUUACAACUUCAAACUUUGACGGUAUCAAGACGAAUAAUUAUUCUUUCAGAUAAGCUACUUUUAUAAUUUUUACCAUAUGAAGACCUGGGGUGUUUCACAAAGAUUUAAGUAUGACUUCGAGUCACACUAGUUGCAUGCAGUAUAAAAGGAAUGACCCCAUUCAUUGGUCAGAUCAUGACAAGAGGACGCGCACUUUUGCAUAUUGAUCUAUAAGAUUGCACGUUACAUGUCAUGUACAUGUUGACAUUUAGGUGCGACUCUUAAGUCGUACUUAAAUCUUUUUGAAACCCCCCCUCGGGGCCAGUAACACAAACCUGAGCAAUCAUCAUAGAGUAUCUUUACGAUUGAUUGCAUUGAACACAUUGUACAAUCAAUCGUGAAAGUCAAUCACUAUCAUUUGUGUUACGGGACCCAAAUUACUAUUUUGGCUAUUUGCAGAGAACCUUCCCCGGUGGCUAAGUGUUGUUGGUUUUGAGGUGGGGGGAGGUCACUAUGGCCCGAAUUCACAAAGGUGGUUUUGAAAACCCACAGUUGAGUCCAUGGUUUAUGCAGAUUUCCUGUAUAAAAAUACGCUUAAUUUACUGAAAAGUGUCCAAUGCUGAUGUGCGCUUUUGUCACAGUGUGCCAAAUCGACGCCUGUUUCCGUGGUUAUCCACGCUAUUUUAUUCAUGAGUCCACUGUUUUUGUCUCGCCUGCAUAGCAGAGCGAGACUAUAGGCGCCGCUUUUCCGACGGCGGCGGCGGUGGCGGCGGCGUCAACAUCAAAUCUUAACCUAAGGUUAAGUUUUUUAAAUGACAUCAUAACUUAGAAAGUAUAUGGACCUAGUUCAUGAAACUUGGGCAUAAGGUUAAUCAAGUAUUAGUAAACAUCCUGCUCGAGUUUCAGGUCACGUGACCAAGGUCAAAGGUCAUUUAGGGUCAAUGAACUUUGGUCAAGUUGGGGGUAUUUGUUGAAUUACUAUCAUAACUUUGAAAAUUAAUGGAUCUAGUCCAUGAAACUUGGACAUAAGGUUAAUCAAGUAUUAGUGAACAUCCUGCCUGAGUUUCAGGUCACGUGACCAAGGUCAAAGGUCAUUUAGGGUCAAUGAACUUUGGCCAAGUUGGGGGUAUUUGUUGAAUUACCAUCAUAACUUUGAAAAUUUAUGGAUUUAGUUCAUGAAACUUAGACAUUAGGUUAAUCAAGUACCACUGAAUAUCCUGUGCGAGUUUCAGGUCACAUGACCUGAUGACCAUGGUCGAUGGUCCUUUAAGGUCAAUGAACUUUGGCCGUGUUGGGGGUAUAUGUUAAAUUACCAUCCUAACUCUGAAAGUUUAUGGAUCUAGUUCAUAAAACUUGGACAUAAGAGUAAUCAAGCAUCACUGAACAUACCCUGUGAGUUUCAGGUCACAAAACCAAGUCAAAGGUCAGUUAAGGUAAAUAAACUUAGGCCAUGUUGGGGUAAUUGUUGAAGUGCCAUCAUAACUUUGAAAGUUUAUGGAUAGAGUGAAUGAAAUGUGGACAUGGGUGUAGUUGACAGUCUUAAGUCUCUGUUCAAAUGUCAUUUAUGGUCAAUGAACGUGGUACUAUGUCAUUAUAUGAAUGAUGUUUUUAUUAAUGAUUAUUUUAUAGUAGUUUUCAAAGUUAGCACUGCUGCUAUAUUAAAUUGCGUAAUGCAGGCGAGACUGCCAGAGGCGUUCCACUUGUUAUUCAUGAGUCCACUCCUCAUACACUGGACUCAUGAAUAAAAUAGCGUAUCUUACCAUGGUAACAGGCAUUAAUUUGGCGUUCUGUGACCAAAGCGCGCAUCAGCAUUGGAAAUUUUUAUACACGCGCCCGAUACACACAAAAUUAAGCGUAAUUUAUACAAGAAAUCUGCAUAAACCACGGUUUCAACCGUGGGUUUACAAAACCACCUUUGUGAAUUCAGGCCUUAGUUAACCCAAAACCAUUAAGAAGUAGGAUAAACAUUUUUUAUCACAAAAUAUCUCUGCACUCUACAUAGUCCAUGGUGACAAUGCAUGAUUGCAUUUUGUGUUAUGCUGGUAACACUGAUUUUUCUUUCUUGACUUUUUGUAUAUACAAAGCUUUAGUGCUUUAUAGGACACAUGAAAAUUCUGCCAUGUCAUUAAGUGGGAAUCUUGCAAAGGAUCUUUUCUAGGGGUUUUCCCCAUCAUUUGUGUAUGCUGUAAUGUAAGGCAUUGGCAAUGAAAAAAAAAACCUUUUGACUAUCCUAAAAGACUAGUGUGCGGGCAUAGUCCCUUUGUUUUCGCAAUUUGCAUAGCACAUAAUGCAGAGUCUGAAGUAGCGAGACUACACAGCUAGAGCCUGUGGCGUCUAGUCUUCACUCUAGACCUGAUAUUUGUUAAAGUAUCAAAUAUGAGUAUGUGCUUGCAGACUACUAAAAGACAUAGCUCUGACUUCUAUAGACCACUGAAGGUUCAGGAAUUGAAAACUUUUUUGAGGACUGUUUCUUUGAAUUGUUAAGUGUGAAAUAUUAAAUUAAAUGUUUCAUUCAUGUUUUUUUUCUUCUGAAUCUGAAGUAAAAUCUCAAGCAAACUAUUCAAGUUUUCCCAAAUAGGGGACUGCAAGUUUAUGGAUUGUUUAUGUAUUGCACAUAUUGUGUACAAUUUGAAUAAUUGUAUUUAGUGUGUGACAGGAAAUUUACUUUUGAACUCAUUCAUAAAAGUUAUUUAAUCGAUCAUUCAUGAUCAUACAUAUAUGUUAAAAACUUUGGCAGUUAUUAUUCUAUUUUCUUGAAUAUCUAUAUCAUGCUUCCCUUGCUUAUAUGUUUAGCAAAACAACUACUUCAUUAUCAUUAAGUGUAAAUACCCAUUUUUGUUAUAAGAGUAACUGUAGCAAAUCUAAGAGAUGUAAUGUUUGGUUUAUAAUGGAAGGGAAGGUAAAGCUUUGUUCCUGUCUUAGGUCAAACUUGAAAAGAGAAUCAUCACAGAGUUAUUGAAAAUGUUUAUUGAAUGGUGACAUUCAUUAUUCCAAAGGAUUGAAUACUCUGAAAAGUUUAUUCUGAAAUAUGCUAAAUGCAUGUACCAAGAUGUUUGUACAUCAAAAAAAAAGAAUAGGAUUCAUUAAUCAAAACAUUUGUUGCAUUGUAAUAAAAGUUUAUUAAUCUAGAUAAAAAGAAAAUAGAAUUUUAUUAUUCAGAAGGUUACAGUUAUUUGAAAUUAAGGUUUGAUAGUCCAUAAACAAAAUAAGACUGGAAAAUAAUCUUCUAUGCAAAUUUUGAAAAUUGUCCAGAUGCCCUGGGAAUGUAAAGUAUCUUACCCAACACAAAUAAUACCACUUUUGUAAAGUGAAUUUAUUCACUAUGGUUCCAAUAUCAUACUCACUUCUGUUUAGUGGAACAAUAAUGUUUCAAAUUGAUAUGUCUAUCGUUAAUGCCUUCUUUAUUUGUAAAGUGUUAGUGUAAUGUCUUUGAUUAAUUAAUUGAUAUAUUGUAAAUAAAAUGAUGAUUAAACCGU
This is a messenger RNA of Lytechinus pictus (painted urchin), 7285 nucleotides long. RefSeq names its product polymerase delta-interacting protein 2-like. Bases 61 to 1101 code for a protein of 346 amino acids. The transcript is spliced from 11 exons. Gene Ontology annotation, biological process: error-free translesion synthesis. The record is from RefSeq and is a predicted model, not a curated record. Gene Ontology annotation, molecular function: DNA binding. Gene Ontology annotation, cellular component: nucleus; mitochondrial nucleoid. Lineage: Eukaryota; Metazoa; Echinodermata; Echinoidea; Temnopleuroida; Toxopneustidae.